Ipomoea triloba (trilobed morning glory) is the source of this 822-nucleotide messenger RNA. RefSeq names its product TMV resistance protein N-like. Gene Ontology annotation, biological process: signal transduction. The transcript has 3 exons. NCBI's taxonomy places the organism in Eukaryota, Viridiplantae, Streptophyta, Magnoliopsida, Solanales, Convolvulaceae. The record is from RefSeq and is a predicted model, not a curated record. The coding region runs from base 1 to 822 and encodes 273 amino acids.
AUGAAACGCUUUUAUAAGAUUAGCGAAAGCUUUGUGCAGGAAUUAUUGCAAUCGGCUGCCUUAAAAUGUCAAAAAUGGCCACUUUCAUCUUGUUUUCCUCACUUAACCCAAAUUUCCACACAACAUUGUGCACCCAAGUACAAUGUGUUCUUGAAUUUUAGAGGGAGAGAUACUCGCCAAACUUUUGUUCACUAUUUAUACGAGGCUUUACGUUCUAAAGGGAUCAUCGCAUUCAGAGAUGACAAGAGUGUGAACAAAGGGGAACCGAUUAGGCGGGAGCUAUUUCAUGCCAUUGAAGAGUGUCGAAUUGCCAUUGUAAUCCUCUCUGAAAAUUAUGCGGCUUCGGAAUGGUGUUUAGAAGAACUUGUGAAGAUCAUGAAAUGCAAGAAGCGGCUAACCAUUUUCCCAGUCUUUUAUGAUGUAUGCCCUUCAGAGGUCCGGAACUUAAGAGGUAGCUUCUGUCGAGCCUUUGCUGAACAUGAGAAAAACUAUGAGAAUAAACCCAGUAAGGUGAAGACAUGGAAAAAAGCCCUGUCUGAAGCAGCAGGGAUAUCAGGAUUUGACCUAAGCACUUUCAACGGAGAUGAAAAAAAAUGCAUUGAGGAUAUAACUGAAGAAGUCUGCAAAAAACUGGAAGCUAUAAAGAGGGAGAAGCAAAAACCAAAACUUAGACAAGGAAUGGCAACAAAGGCCAAAUCAGACCUCACUGGGGCGGCUGCAGGGUGGGCUUCUCCUCCUUACUACCCACACCAAAGCCUUCAAACCAUAGAACCAUAUAUAAGGGAAACAAAAGCCUCUGCUUAUUCUCUGGACGUGGGAUAA